This is a messenger RNA of Lampris incognitus (smalleye Pacific opah), 1230 nucleotides long. RefSeq names its product membrane associated ring-CH-type finger 4b (gene marchf4b). Gene Ontology annotation, molecular function: zinc ion binding; ubiquitin-protein transferase activity. The transcript is spliced from 4 exons. Lineage: Eukaryota; Metazoa; Chordata; Actinopteri; Lampriformes; Lampridae. Gene Ontology annotation, biological process: protein ubiquitination. Bases 1 to 1230 code for a protein of 409 amino acids. The record is from RefSeq and is a predicted model, not a curated record.
AUGCUGCGCGGCCAGGGCAUGCUGAAGAGCCGCUGCUGCGUCCUGCUCGGUGACCUGAGGGUGCUCCUGCUGGGGCCGGCGGCACCACCACCGCCUGCGCCGCCUGCGCCGCCUGCGUUGACCCCCAUGAGCGGACAGACGGCAGACGGCCGUGAGACGGGCGGGAACGGUUUGUCAGGCGUCACCGUCUCGGACAACAACAACACGUUGGUGCGGGGCCAGCAGCUCGCAGGUGACUGGAGUGCCCCGGCUGCAGGGGGAGCCACUGCGCCGGGUGGAGACCGACAAGUGGCGGGUUGGGUGGAUGCGGCGGAGCUGUCGGCAGCCCUGCGCGGCUGCAGCGGCUCCUCCGAUGACUGCUCAAAGGGCAAGCUGGAGGAGAGGUUCUCCCUCAGCAGCUACACGGAAAGUGGCUUCAGGACGCCUGUGUGCAGGAUCUGUUUCCAGGGGCCAGAGCAUGGGGAGCUCCUGAGCCCGUGUCGCUGCAGUGGGUCGGUGCGCUGCACCCACCAGCCCUGCCUCAUCAAAUGGAUCAGUGAGAGAGGCUCGUGGGCCUGCGAGCUGUGCUACUACAAAUACCAGGUCAUUGCCAUCAGCACUAAGAACCCCCUACAGUGGCAAGCCAUCUCCCUGACAGUGAUAGAGAAAGUGCAAAUCGCAGCAGCCAUCUUGGGCUCCCUGUUCCUGAUGGCUAGCAUCUCCUGGCUGGUGUGGUCCUCCUUCAGCCCCUCAGCUCGCUGGCAGCGCCAGGACCUGCUCUUCCAGAUCUGCUACGGCAUGUAUGGCUUCAUGGACGUCGUCUGUAUCGCGCUGAUUGUACACGAGGGACCUUCAGUGUUUCGCAUCUUCCACCGCUGGCAGGCCGUUAACCAGCAAUGGAAGGUUCUGAACUAUGACAAGUCCAUGGACAGUGAGGACCUGAAGCAUGCCGCCAUAGAAAGGACUCUCUCUCAGCCCAACCAGGGCCACCAUGCUGGGGUGGGAGUAUCCGCUUCCACCUCCUCUCUGAUGGUGGUGGCCUCCACAACCCCGGGCUCCACUGCUACGACCGAGGUGACUGCCACGGGUGGACUAAGCUUGCACGCGGACCCCAACAGUGGCACCACAGUGCCAGACCAACACUGUCCCUACAACAUCCUCCACCUCCUCAGCCACCUGAGGCAGCCGGAGCCCCGCAACCAGCCCAACAAUAGCACACGUGAACUGGUAAUGAGAGUCACCACAGUCUGA